Messenger RNA from Physella acuta, 1151 nucleotides. RefSeq names its product small nuclear ribonucleoprotein-associated protein B'. Gene Ontology annotation, cellular component: catalytic step 2 spliceosome; U2 snRNP; U2-type prespliceosome. Gene Ontology annotation, molecular function: RNA binding; snRNP binding. NCBI's taxonomy places the organism in Eukaryota, Metazoa, Mollusca, Gastropoda, Physidae. Gene Ontology annotation, biological process: mRNA splicing, via spliceosome. The record is from RefSeq and is a predicted model, not a curated record.
UGGAAACGCAAAUCGUAACUGAACCGGAAGUAGAUUGCGUUGACGCUAAGCGCGAUUCCACUACGUCAGGAUAAUAAAUUUAUUAAAAAAUCUGAUGUUUUUGAAUCGUUAGACAUCCACUAUUCAAGAUGUCUACCGGAAAGAGCUCCAAGAUGUUGCAGCACAUCAAUUACAGAAUGCGCUGCCAACUGCAAGAUGGGCGUAUAUUUAUUGGUACAUUCAAAGCAUUUGACAAGCAUAUGAACCUUAUAUUGGGUGACUGUGAUGAAUUUAGAAAGAUAAAGCCCAAGAAUGUGAAAUCAAAUGAACGUGAAGAAAAGAGAGUACUGGGUUUGGUUCUUUUACGUGGAGAACACUUAGUAUCAAUGACAGUAGAGGGACCCCCUGCUGCUGAGGAAGGUGUAGCUAGGGUACCUUUAGCUGGUGCAAGUACUGGACCAGGUGUUGGGAGAGCUGCUGGGCGUGGCAUGGGUGGAGCGGGUGGAAUAAGUGGAGCACCAGGACUUCAGGGCCCUGCUCGAGGUGUUGGUGGUCCUUCCCCACAAAUGAUGACACCCCAACCACGAAUGGGUGGCCCUCCACCAAUGGGUGCUCGUCCUCCUAUGAUGAUGGGUGCUCAAGGAAAUAUGAGACCACAAGCUAUGCCUAGAGCCCCAGGACCAGUGCCUGUCAUGAGAGGUGGAAUGCCUGGCCAGCCACCAAGGAUGGGUGGACCUCCAAUGUAAAAUACAAGUUCUCAUCAGUUCUCAUCAUCAUUCAUUCUUCAUCUGUACAUGGAAAUCAUGUCAUCAUCUAUUCAUAUUUUUAUUAUUGCUACAUUUUAUGUUGUCAGUUAUUUGUGUGAGGCAAGUUUACUGUAAGUUUGCUGACUUUUAUUGUGCUAAGUAUCAAAUGUUUUAAGAUCUGUCAGGCUGAAUCCUUUGUGGCAAAGAAUGUUAUCUUUGACAGGCACACAUGUUCAGUAGGUGGAGAGAAACUUUGAGAUGUUACUACAUUAGGCAGCCUAUGAGUUGUUUUUGUUGGUGUAUUCAUUUUUAAAACAAAUGAGAAUGUCAUGCCAGGUUGGGUUUGUGUUGAAUGCAAGAGUUGCUAUGAGGAAGUUGAAAUUUCUGUUCUAUUAAAUUUUUUAAAAUACCAUGUUUUAAAAUCAA